Messenger RNA from Polypterus senegalus (gray bichir), 4486 nucleotides. It is a transcript of the gene mta2, whose product is annotated as metastasis associated 1 family, member 2. NCBI's taxonomy places the organism in Eukaryota, Metazoa, Chordata, Cladistia, Polypteriformes, Polypteridae. Gene Ontology annotation, biological process: negative regulation of transcription by RNA polymerase II. The transcript is spliced from 18 exons. Bases 299 to 2293 code for a protein of 664 amino acids. Gene Ontology annotation, cellular component: NuRD complex; nucleoplasm. Gene Ontology annotation, molecular function: histone deacetylase binding; transcription corepressor activity; transcription coactivator activity. The record is from RefSeq and is a predicted model, not a curated record.
GAGAGAGAGAGAGAGAGAGAGAGAGAAAAAGCAGGCGGGAUGUGCUGUGUGUGUAUGAGUGAGUGAGAGAGUUUGUAACGAACCCCGCGACAAUAAUAAAGGAAAACACAUCUUAAGUGAUAAAAAGCAGGAAACACUUUAACGGAAACUAACUUUUUUUCUCCGUCGCAACUUGAUGUGCAUGGUCUCCGCUCGUUUGUAAACGACGUGGCCGCAAAAAAGGACGAUUCGUCAGGCUUUGAAUAUAAAGGGGAUUCCCUGGCCUGGAGAAAAGAAGAGUUAAUACACGAAGCCGAGAAUGGCGGCCAACAUGUACAGGGUCGGGGAUUAUGUAUACUUUGAAAACUCAUCUAGUAAUCCCUACUUGAUUCGCCGGAUAGAAGAACUGAAUAAAACAGCCAAUGGUAACGUAGAAGCAAAAGUUGUUUGUCUGUUCAGAAGAAGAGAUAUUUCCAGCAACUUGAAUGGCCUUGCGGACAGCAAUGCACGAGAAUUUGAGGAAGAGUCAAAGCAGCCAACAUUGUCAGAACAGCAGAGACACCAGCUGAAACACCGUGAACUUUUUCUGUCCAGGCAAUUUGAAUCUCUACCUGCGACACACAUACGAGGCAAAUGUAAUGUUACGCUGUUGAAUGAAACCGACAUUCUUGUGGGAUAUUUAGAAAAGGAGGACUGCUUUUUUUACUCCCUUGUGUUUGACCCAGUACAGAAGACAUUGCUUGCAGAUCAGGGUGAAAUUAGAGUUGGUUCAAAAUACCAAGCUGAUAUUCCUGACAAGCUGGCCGAUGUAAAACUGGAUGAACGGAAUCAGCAGAAACUGGAAACAAAAGUAUGGGAUCCAGACAACCCUCUCUCAGACCGGCAGAUAGACCAAUUUCUUGUGGUUGCAAGAGCAGUAGGUACUUUUGCUCGUGCUCUUGAUUGCAGCAGUUCCAUUCGACAACCCAGCCUACAUAUGAGUGCUGCCGCCGCCUCCCGUGAUAUCACAUUGUUUCAUGCGAUGGAUACCCUUCAGAAAAAUGGCUAUGAUCUAGCAAAAGCUAUGACAACCUUAGUACCGCAAGGUGGACCUGUUCUGUGUCGUGAUGAAAUGGAAGAAUGGUCUGCCUCGGAGGCCAUGUUAUUUGAAGAGGCUCUAGAAAAGUAUGGCAAGGAUUUCAAUGAUAUCAGACAAGACUUUCUUCCUUGGAAGUCUUUGGCCAGCAUUGUACAGUUUUACUACAUGUGGAAGACUACUGACCGCUACAUUCAGCAGAAACGACUAAAAGCAGCUGAAGCAGACAGCAAACUGAAGCAGGUCUACAUUCCAACAUACACAAAACCAAACCCAAAUCAGAUUGUGUCAAUGGGAUCUAAGCCUGGAGUAAAUGGUGCAGCUGGUUUUCAGAAAGGGCUCAACUGUGAGAGCUGUCAUACAUCACAGUCAGCGCAGUGGUAUGCUUGGGGACCUCCCAAUAUGCAGUGUAGGCUUUGUGCUUCCUGCUGGAUCUAUUGGAAGAAGUAUGGUGGCCUCAAGACACCUACACAACUUGAAGGUGCAACUCGAACAGGCAAUGAAGCUCCUCUGCGAGGUCACUUGACAAGGCAAGAAGUCCAGGGGCUUUCUCCCUUUGCCAGUAGUGCGGGACGCGCAAAGCUACUGGCCAAAAAUAGACAAACAUUCAUCUUACAAACCACAAAACUUACUCGUAUUGCUAGAAGAGUUUGUAGAGAUAUACUACAGCCACGACGUGCAGCACGAAGGCCCUACGCACCUAUCAACGCAAAUACCAUCAAGGCUGAAUGUGUGAUUAGGCUUCCAAAAGCAUCAAAAACACCACUUAAAAUCCAGCCUACAGCAAGACCAACUCUAUGCACCAUUGUAACGGAGUUAGCUGUACAGGCACCUCUGAAGCUGAAAGCACCUAGGGGAACUCCAACGCCAAUUAACCGUAACCAGCUAAACCAGAGUCGGGGCUCUGCCAAUCUUUUAGGGAAGCGACCAUUUGAAAAUGUGGGAGGUGGGCUCCAAUAUUCAGCCAAUGGCAGGCUGUUCACUUCUGGAAUGAGGACUACAUCACAAUCUGUAAUUAAAAGGCAAAAGGUGAACCCAAGUGACGCACCCAACCCCGUGGUCUUCGUUGCAACAAAAGAUACCAGAGCUCUUCGAAAAGCUCUUACCCAGGCAGAGAUGAGACGAGCUGCUCGCAAACCCCAUUUGCCUGUCCGAGUGAAGGUGCCCAUUCCUGUGCGGCCUCUAGCAGUGCCAACUUUGUCGACCAGUACAUUGGAGCCAAUUGUCCUUGAAGACUGAGCGAUGGCAGUAAAGUGUGAAAUAGCCUGGCCUGUCUUCAUCCACGGAGAACACGUGGGUGACUAAACUCUUGUGCAUUCUGGCCAGGCAUUUCUAGGGUGGAGUUAAAGUUUACUACCCCCCCCUCCCAAACCCCCACCCCCCCGACUGUUCACUUCCAUUUUAAGCGUUGUAGUCUUAUUUGUCUGACAUCUACAUCAAUGGUCAUGAUUAAAGAGAAGAGAAAAAUGUUGGAAUGCACUUUACUAGUGGACUUCUGUCAUAGGAAUAGAAAGGGGGUUGAUUCCUCAUGUUUUUAAAAUAUUUGGUUGUACACACAAGUAAAUAAUUUUAUAGAUUGUCAUCUUGAAUUAAGAUAAUGAGAAUUGAUUACUGCCAACUUAUAACUUUUUAAUCACCUGUGUGAUUUUCAACAUUAUUUCUUCUGUCAAAGCAAAUGAAGCACGUGGCAUACCUCCGAAGUACGAUAGUGAGAAGUGAUGCCACCGAAUCAAGUCGGGUUUAUUGUUGGGUUGCCAUUGAGAGUUCAUUGCCGCCAAUAGAAAUCUUUGCUGUUUUGCAUUUGACCCGUUUAGCAAUCCUGUUAGCUUUCUAGAAUCCCCGUAGCUAUUAGUCAAAAUGGCUGAUUUGAAAAACUGUACUACAUUUCUCUUAAUUUGUAACCAAAUUUGUCAUAAACUGUAUACUUACACAAGAGUGCCUUUAGUAAUAGUCUUGGGGUUCCUCUUCAUGACCUAAAACAUGUUUAUGCAGAAGUUGUAUCCUUAUUUUAGACAAAUGCUUCGUUUGUUCAUAUGCCCUGAAUCUUGUGACUGACCAUAUUGUUUCUCCUCUGAUGCCCAGAAAUCUGCACAAUUUAAGAAGCCGUAUACUACAUGUAAAUAUGAUGAACAUCAGUACGCUUACUCGAAAGAAUCAUUCUUCCAACAUUCCAGUGUGGGUCAUUCUCCUUUAUCCCAAUGAAAACUGACUGCGGCCAUGUUACGUUGAGGAUAUUUUUGUUUUGUUUGCAUCUUAGUUAUAAUUGCUUGAAACAUGCACUUGCUCAUUUGAUUAUUGUUUUGUUUCUUUCCCCAGCACUGCGGUGUACGUUAAGUACAAAGCAGUAAAGGCACCGUCUGGCUGACCAAGCCGCGUGCCAAAUCCUCGAGUCUUCCUGUCCUGAUACGUCUUCAAUAGGUAGUCCCCACGAAUACACACCGUGACACGGACAGUCGUGUCCAUUCCUGGGUUCCAUUGUUGCCAGUACUGAAGGAUGGCAAUCUAAUCUUACGUGGGUGGAAACCCGCUGGAGUUCUAAAAAAGCCAAGCACACCCAAAAAGAUGGUACAUUGACGAUUCACAUAUUCUUAUGCUGCUCCACUAUACUGGAAAGCUGUUUUAGUUGCUAAUUUUCAAAUCAGUUUCUGUUCAUUCUACUUGUCUUUUUAUUAUUAAAAUAGUAAUUCAUUUAUAAUGAUGCUCUUCAAAUUGGAUUCCCACCCUCUCCCAAAAUUGCUGAAUAUGAAAAAAAGUGUUUUCCUUUGGGUUAAUAUUGAAAGAAAUUAAACAUGAACGUGUAUCACUUUGAUAAAACUUGUAUGAAAAAUUGACAAUCAGUCCUUUCUUUUUUUUUCUUUUGUAUACUAGAUUACAUAUUCUCCUUUGUUCAAGAUACAAAGCCUUAUCAACUAUGCUAUCACUGUCAUUGCAUUUGGAGCGCUCGAAAGGUCAUCAGAAUUUCAAAAUCACCUUCAAAUACAUAAAAUGCGGUCUUUAUUGAAAUGUAAUUUGAACACGUCCAAGCUAUUUAAAGACCUUUCUCCACCUUGGAAUGCAGCAUUGCAAAUCCUAUAUAGCCGCCCCCCCCGACCCCCAUCUGAAACACAAGGACAAGCCAUCUUUUAGGUACCACAAUGCAUUUUGAAUGUGUACGUUGAAUAUUUAAUAUUUAUGUAAACUAAAGAAAUGUACCAUUUGAAACUGAGGAUGAUAACUACUUAGCCAUCUUGACCAGCUAGUCUGAAAUAAAAUGUGUCAAAGGGUGGGUUGUAUUUUAGGGAGGGCUGCAGUUCUUCGCAAGUUCCUUGGGUGCUUCUGGCUACUCCAUGCUGUGCGCUGCUUUCUUAAUAAUUUUGAGGUUGAAGUGCAGGAAACGCCCAAGAGGCCAUGCAAAUGUCUGGGGAAAAAAAAAAAAAACGAACAAGAAUUACA